Messenger RNA from Colletotrichum graminicola M1.001, 933 nucleotides. RefSeq names its product short chain dehydrogenase. The record is from RefSeq and is a predicted model, not a curated record. Bases 1 to 933 code for a protein of 310 amino acids. Lineage: Eukaryota; Fungi; Ascomycota; Sordariomycetes; Glomerellales; Glomerellaceae. Gene Ontology annotation, cellular component: membrane. The transcript has 2 exons. Gene Ontology annotation, molecular function: oxidoreductase activity.
AUGGAAUACAACGCCAUUUACCUUGCGCUGGCCGCGCUGGCCGUUCUCGCCACCCGACAGAAUCUAGCAGCCCAGUCACGCAGAAGACGCAGACUUCACCAACACUCCAACGAGCGCGUCCUCAUCCUUGGCGCUUCCAGUGGCGUCGGUCGCGCUGUUGCCAAGCAGUAUGCUUCUCGUGGAGCACAAGUCUGUGUGGUGGCACGUCGAGUUGAAGAGAUCGCUGCUCUUGCCGAAGAUUGCGGAGAGAGAUGUAUUUGGCACGCCGCAGAUUUCAGUGACGUCGACGAUUUGAUCAGUCUAAGGGCUCGUCUCGAAGAGGAAUGGCGGGGUUUGGACACGUUACACAUCUGCGCUGGCGUCUCUGCUCUGCAGCCCAUUAUGGCUCUCACUGGGACCAAAUCUGACGACGUUAAUGCAGACGCAGCAGGGAUUCGAACUGCUGUCGACAUUGCAGGACGGGCCUUGAAGGGUAACUUCUAUGGACCGUUUGCUUCAGCUCUUUCAUUUAUUCCCAUGUUGACAAGAACCUCCGAGUCACCAUCAAUUCUUCUGGUCUCUUCAGUAGCUGCGGUGAUCCCUGCACCAACGAGAGCGCUCUAUGCAGCGACCAAAGCCUCUUCGCUCUUGAUGUUCCAGUCUUUGGCAAUAGAGCACCCGAAAAUUGCGUUCGCCUUCAUCCUGCCCGCAACUAUCGAGGGCAAUUUCCGGGCAUCUGCGGUAGAUUCUGGCCCUGUCAGAGAAGAUGACCCAAAUAAGCACGGGUUAAAGAUCGAUUACGUUGCUGCCAAAUGUAUUGAUACAGUUGAUCGUGGUAUCACUGGAAACGUCAUAUUGCCCAAGUUUCCAUACGCUGUUGCACAGUAUCUGUAUCUUCUCUGGCCAUCUUUCGUCGAGGCUCGUGCCCGCAAGAAGUACAACUUUAUGCCAUAA